AUGAUCAUACAACUGGGUUGCCUGUGGAUUACAAUUGUGGCCGUUUCUUUGAUCAAAAGUGUAGACAAUUUAACUAAUCCAAUUCCAAUCAGAAUUGUGAGUGAGACUUCACGUUUAAUUAGUUCUACUCCGUCACCUAAAUCAUUGGCUACCGUUAAACCACCGGCUAAUUUUUCUGGUCCAUCGGCUCUUCGGCUUUUGGAAAACCAAUGUUUCACUUAUUUAGAUGAAAUUUAUCAAUAUCGAUUUUGUCCCUUUCGAAAUGUGACCCAACAUGAGACCACAAGUAACUGGUCUCGAUUUGAAGGUGUUCUAGGCAUUUGGUCAGGCGAAUGGUCAAUCGGUAAUAACACUUUUCUCUCAAUGAAAUAUCGUGAUGGUGAUUUAUGCUCAUCGAAAACUGGACAAAUACGUCGACGAGUUAAAGUCUAUCCAAUUUGUGGUUCCUCGAAUCGGCUUAUCAAUGCAACCGAACCUGAUCUCUGUCGUUACGAGUUAUACUUUCAAACUCCGUUAAUCUGUGAUACCAAAAAUAUCAAAGUCUAUCCAACAUUGGAUGAGAAUCUACGUUCCAAAUGGGAUCUAUUGGAAACUCUCAGACUCAAUCAACUAAUCACCGAAAAAGCUUAUACCUUUCAAGUAGAUCAAAUAUUUCGAGAGGCUGGACUAAUCCAUCGAAACAUGUACGCACUUGGAUUAGAAGAUAAAGAUGACGAAGAUGAUCCUCAAUUCGAUAAUCUGGCCCAAUGUUUUCUGUUUAAUCAUUUUCUCUUCCAUUAA
Molecule: messenger RNA, 780 nt
Organism: Panonychus citri (citrus red mite)
Lineage: Eukaryota; Metazoa; Arthropoda; Arachnida; Trombidiformes; Tetranychidae
Product: N-acetylglucosamine-1-phosphotransferase subunit gamma-like
Exons: 3
Coding region: 1-780 (259 amino acids)
Cellular component (GO): Golgi apparatus
Source: RefSeq, a predicted model, not a curated record